GAAGGAUAAAUUCCUAGGCCAGUGUUCUGCUGACCCAGGUCCAGACAACCAGACAACCCACCCAUGGCUCCCUGAGAUCUGUCCACUGCUUGCCUGCAUGAGGAGACCAGCCCAGCCUGACAGAGUCCAGAAGCUAAGGGUCACUGCAGUGUCUCUGCCAGCCUCACCAUGAACCUGGAGCUACCCAAGGGUGAGAUUCGGUCAGCCACACGGGUGAUAGGAGGACCAGUCACCCCCAGGAAAGGACCACCUAAGUUUAAGCAGCGGCAAACAAGGCAGUUCAAGAGCAAGCCCCCCAAGAAAGGCGUGCAAGGGUUUGGGGAUGACAUCCCUGGAAUGGAAGGCCUGGGGACAGAUAUCACCGUCAUCUGCCCUUGGGAGGCCUUUAACCACCUAGAGCUGCACGAGCUGGCCCAGUAUGGCAUCAUUUAGUCAGAUCCCUGCUACGUGAGCCCUGGGGAAGAAACCUGCUGAAGACCUACUCCACCCCACUACCCUCUGUAAACCCUGUCCAGGACCCCUGCCCAAGCCUGAGCCUGAGCCCCUAGCCAGGUUACCCUGGCCUCCCCCGGGACAACCUCAGGCCCUGACACCAGCUACUGAGAGCCUACAGCCUCCCACAGGACACCCUGUUGACCUGAAGUCACUGGUCAGCAGAAAGAAGGGAGUGGGACCCAGCCCCAUCUCCUGUCCUUCUUGUGGCUGUAAUGUAGGGCUCCCCAUUGUUCCCCUAAACUGCCUUCUGAGAGUGAGAAAGUUCCUCUGUCUUGCAGCCCUUCCAGAUGGGUGUCUUGGUGUGGGACACUGUCCUGGGGUGAUGUGGCAAGAGAGACUAAGCAACUCCAUCCAUUAUAACAACCUUCCCAACAUACUCUUGUCCCUUGUCCCUAUUUCAAAAUAAAAUCAGCAUGUCCUUGCA
Mus pahari (shrew mouse) is the source of this 919-nucleotide messenger RNA. RefSeq names its product phosphodiesterase 6G (gene Pde6g). The record is from RefSeq and is a predicted model, not a curated record. Gene Ontology annotation, cellular component: photoreceptor outer segment membrane. The transcript is spliced from 4 exons. NCBI's taxonomy places the organism in Eukaryota, Metazoa, Chordata, Mammalia, Rodentia, Muridae. The coding region runs from base 169 to 432 and encodes 87 amino acids. Gene Ontology annotation, molecular function: cGMP binding; 3',5'-cyclic-nucleotide phosphodiesterase activity. Gene Ontology annotation, biological process: positive regulation of G protein-coupled receptor signaling pathway; visual perception; positive regulation of epidermal growth factor receptor signaling pathway.